AUGACAGAUAUUCGAAACGGAACCCUUUGCAUUCUCGGGUGUGGAAACCUGGGAAUAGCCAUUUUAAAUGGCCUAAUCAAUGCACCCGAAAAACCAGACCUCCCCUUCACUCAAUACAUCGCCUGCGUGCGCAGUGAAAAUUCCGAGAAACGACUCCUGGAGCGAUUCUCCAAUUCACUGGAUAAGAUCCACGUCCGUCGCGGUGAUAACGUCCAAUCAGUCCAAGAUGCCGAUGCGGUAAUUCUAGGCGCAGACCCCGCGGAUAUCGAAAAGGUCUUGACGCAGCCUGGUCUCCGGGAGGCAUUGUCAGACAAGUUGAUUAUUAGCAUUGCGGCUGGGUGGACGAGACAGAAGCUUGAAACGACGAUUUACGGGAGUGAGACCACGGCCGAGAAUACGGCUGGCAGGGCCUGGGUUGUGCGUACGCUGCCUAAUAUUGCGGCGCAGGUGUCUCAGUCUUUGACUGCUAUUGAGGUUUCGGAGCCGGCGUUGCCGGAGCGAUAUCUUCAGAUUACGACUUCGAUUUUCGAGUUGAUUGGGAAGGCGGUUCAUAUUGAUCCUAAGUUGAUGAAUGCUACUACUGCUGUUGGGGGGUCGACGCCUGCUUUCUUUGCUGUGAUUUGUGAUGCGCUUAUUGAUGCUGCUGUUGCGGUUGGUGUGCCGAGGGAUUUGGCGCAUACGAUGAUUUUCCAGUCUAUGCAGGGAACUGCGACUAUGUUGCAGGGUGGUAUGCAUCCUGCUGUUUUGAGGGAUCAGGGGACAUCGCCUGAGGGAUGUACGAUUGGUGGGUUGAUGGUGAUGGAGGAGGCUGGGGUUCGUGGUCAUAUUGGACGGGCGCUUCGGGAGGCUGUCACUUUGGCUCGUUUGAUGGAGACGACGGACCAUGUCAAUGAUACAAGACACUAG
This is a messenger RNA of Penicillium salamii, 906 nucleotides long. The record is from the annotation of a GenBank genome assembly. Lineage: Eukaryota; Fungi; Ascomycota; Eurotiomycetes; Eurotiales; Aspergillaceae.